CUCACUCUUUCAAAUCGUCUCUCCAUUUUUCUGGUUUAUCUUUAUCUUCGUCGCUCUGGUCUGUCCAUCUCUCUGGUUUUUCUCUCAGUCCAACAUGUCCUCACAACCCUCCUCUUCGUUCCGGCUCUAUUGUUUGCCACCUUAUCCCAACCAUGUUUCUCAUCUCCGACCUACGAAACCACCGUUCCUUUGCAUGGAUCCGUAUGACUCCGAUGAACUGAUACUGCUUGAACAAGGGCUUUACGAAGAUUGUCCCUCACCUCCUUCAGAGAAAUCAAAGGAAGGCCUUGUUUUGAGUAAUGUUGCCAUUCGCCUAGCGGAUCCGGUGGUCGACUCGGAUUUGGAGUCCCAAAGCACCGAUUGUCCAGGCUAGACAACUUUGUCAAAAACUUACCAUGUCUGGCCUCUCCGGAGAUUAUUUGGGUUUGAUUUGGUGGAGGAUAGCUCUUACGGGUUUGGUGACACAAAUUCCGACGAGGAGGAGGUCGACUCGAAGGAAAGGGUUGGUCCAUGGGAUGAAUUCGGUGUGGAUAUUCCGUAAGGGGUGUAUUCUUAAUCUCUACUGUUUAUUUGUGCAUGAUUGUGUGGUCAUAUUCCUAACCCAUCAUCUUUACUCCUGUUGUGCAUUAUCUACUGUCCAUAUUCCAUCAGCCUAAUCUGUAUUGUUGAAUUACUCCAUUGUUAUUGUCAACAUGAUUUUGACAUUAUGAAAUUACUAAAUUAAUUGUGACCAAAAUGUGGGCUAAUACACUGUUAAAUCAAAAAAUAAAGACCUACUCCUCUAUGCAAAAAUAUGGAAUAUUUGUACAUGGUCUUGCAAAAAAUUGUUUUAAACCAAACUUUAACAACAAAAGUCAAAACUACCAGUGUGUACCCCUUUUGUAAAUUGGUCCAUUUUGUUACGCAUCAACCAUUUCUCCUUCCUCCACUCCUU
Molecule: messenger RNA, 934 nt
Organism: Cuscuta europaea
Lineage: Eukaryota; Viridiplantae; Streptophyta; Magnoliopsida; Solanales; Convolvulaceae
Source: the annotation of a GenBank genome assembly